Molecule: messenger RNA, 768 nt
Organism: Adineta ricciae
Lineage: Eukaryota; Metazoa; Rotifera; Eurotatoria; Adinetida; Adinetidae
Source: the annotation of a GenBank genome assembly
AUGACAGCGUUCCUUCUUACAAUAUUCUCUAUCAUUACCAUCUCAAUUCAACCUAUCAAUUGUAUUUUGCAAAGACCUUCACAGCAGGAAUUACCAACGAAACCAAUUUCAUUCGUAGAAACAUCGACCAAUAUUCAGUAUACAUUUGUAAGUAAUCACAGAGAUUACCGUUUGUAUAAAUUGAUACCUAAAGCGGGUAUUAAUCAAGCUCAAGUCAAUUUCAUUAACCGAAAUCUUGAACAAUAUCUUCGGGAAUCAUUCGAUGCACCACAACGACAUUAUUUUAAUGUUCUUCAACAAUGCGGAACAACAAUAUUGGCGUUCUUCUCAAAUAAUUCAACUCUUGGGUUGAACAAGAUCAGUGCACUUCUUCUAGCUCAUCGUGAAGCAUACGAUAAUUCGGAAUAUGUUUGUUUUUUGAGCACUUUGGAAGAGCAUCGCCAAAAAGGUCUUGGAACAAAGCUUUUGAAUGAAUUUAUUAAAAAUUCAAUUAGAUCAAAUCUUUCUCGUGUUACAUUACAUGUGAACACAGAAAAUGCAAGUGCUUUGACGUUAUAUUUGAAAUGUGGUAUGCGUUGCAUUCAACACAUCGCUGGAUAUUAUUAUGGUGAUCAAACAUUUGCUUCACAGGAUGCUUUUUUCAUGAGUUUACAAUUGAAAAACGUGAAAAAUUCUUCAGCAACAUGUCAAUCAACAAGUGCAGUGAAUAUUCCACAUAAUGAAGAGACUUCGUACAAACAAAGUUGUCCACAAGCAUCUAGUGGAUGA